This is a messenger RNA of Notolabrus celidotus (New Zealand spotty), 2851 nucleotides long. Its product is annotated as cationic amino acid transporter 2 family protein. The transcript is spliced from 12 exons. Lineage: Eukaryota; Metazoa; Chordata; Actinopteri; Labriformes; Labridae. The record is from RefSeq and is a predicted model, not a curated record. Gene Ontology annotation, cellular component: plasma membrane. Gene Ontology annotation, biological process: transmembrane transport; amino acid transport. Bases 92 to 1924 code for a protein of 610 amino acids. Gene Ontology annotation, molecular function: amino acid transmembrane transporter activity.
CGUGGAGUUCACAGUGAAUGGAUUUAUCUUAACAGAUAGUCCUGCUCAGUUCAAAACAGUCACACACACACAACGCGUUCACCUUGAAAGGAUGUCUGGAGCAAAGAUCGUACUCUUCCUGCAGAGUCUGUCCCGGAGGAAACCUCUGGAGCCGGAGGGAGAGGUGUCAAACUUUCGUCGUUGUCUGACCACUUUGGACCUGGUGGCUCUCGGGGUGGGCAGCACACUGGGGGCCGGUGUGUAUGUUCUGUCCGGAGAAGUGGCCAGGACUGUGGCUGGGCCGAGCAUCAUCAUCGCUUUUCUGAUAGCAGCAGUGGCCUCAAUCUUUGCAGGACUUUGUUAUGCUGAAUUUGGAGCUCGGGUUCCCAAGACUGGCUCUGCUUAUCUGUACAGCUACGUGACUGUGGGGGAGAUAUGGGCUUUUAUCACUGGCUGGAACCUGCUGCUGUCUUAUGUUAUAGGGACAUCAAGUGUUGCCCGAGCAUGGAGCGGGACGUUUGAUGAUCUCAUUGGAAAUGUCAUUGCCAACUCUCUAGGCAAACAGGCUGCCAUGGAUUUACCAGGCUUAGCUCCUUACCCAGACUUCUUUGCAGCUGGCCUAAUAAUGCUCCUGGCAGGAAUUCUUGCAUUUGGAGUUAAAGAGUCAGCUAUUGUAAAUAAAGUUUUUACAGCAGUGAACAUCCUGGUGCUGCUGUUUGUUAUCCUUGCUGGAUUCAUUAAAGGAAACAUCGACAACUGGUACAUUGGAGAAGAAUCUCUCCUUGAUGGAUUUGAAAAUCACACAUCACUGAAUGACACCACCACAUUUGGCACCGGGGGAUUUUUCCCCUUUGGCUUUGAGGGAACAUUAGCAGGAGCAGCCACAUGCUUUUAUGCAUUUGUUGGAUUUGAUUGCAUUGCCACAACAGGAGAGGAGGUUCAAAACCCUCAGAAGUCGAUCCCGCUCGGGAUUGUGGCGUCCCUCCUCAUCUGCUUCCUGGCUUAUUUCGGCGUCUCUGCUGCUCUGACUCUGAUGAUGCCGUACUAUUUGCUCAGCGCUCACAGCCCACUGCCUGUGGCUUUCACGUACAUCGGCUGGAGCCCUGCAAAAUAUGUGGUGGCUGUGGGAUCCCUGUGUGCUCUGUCAACAAGCCUUCUAGGAUCGAUGUUUCCAAUGCCUCGCGUCCUCUUUGCCAUGGCCAGAGAUGGACUUCUCUUCAGACCUCUCAGUAAAAUGAGUGACAGACAAAGCCCUGUCAUAGCAACUCUGGCUUCAGGGGUUGUUGCAGCUAUCAUGGCACUGUUGUUUGACCUGAAGGCGCUGGUUGACAUGAUGUCAAUUGGAACCCUCUUUGCCUACACACUAGUCGCCAUAUGUAUCCUCAUAUUGAGGUAUCAAGUAGACCUCAGUGAAGAAUCAAGUUUCAGCAAAACAGAGCCUUUUACAGUGACUGGAGUCUUAUAUCCUCCUACACAAGCCUCCACACGAACAUCAAAAAAUGUGUCUUGUUUAACUAUUUUGAUCAUCUUUUUAGCUGUCAUCCUGAGCCUGCUCAUAUCUCAGACAGUGGACUCCCUGCAGGCCCAGGAGUGGUGGAGUUUACUUUGUGUCACUAUAAUCACUCUGAUGUUUGUUCUCAUCACCCUGAUCAUCUGGAGACAACCACAGAGUACAACCAAAGCUGCUUUCAUGGUUCCCUUUGUCCCAUUGCUUCCUAUUUUCAGCACCUUUGUCAAUGUCUAUCUAAUGGUCCAGCUUGGAUCUGACACAUGGAUCCGCUAUGCCGUGUGGAUGGCAGUAGGUAUAAUAAUCUACUUCUGUUAUGGUGUCCAGCACAGUGUACAGAAACAGAGGCUUCAAAAUGCACACAACCAAAUCAGUAUCCACAGCAUCAACCCCACCAUGGAGGACAACUUUGAGCCUGGACAAGAUUUGAAUCGUUGAACAUUUCUGGAACAACCGCAGAUCAAAAGAGAAAGGGGAAUGUUUGAUGGCAAAGUGUUACUACUCACAAACCUUUAUCACAGUAAAAGUGAUGGAUCAUUGGGGGCAACUGUCAUUUACAAUGAGAUCAGGUCGAAUUACAGAAACAAUUAAAAGACAGACAACAAAGAAGAUAUAAAGAAAAGAAGAACCAUUGAUUUAAGGCCUUUCAACUCCCCAGAUGGGAUCAACUCUGACAUGAGAGUCAAUGGAAUUAAAAGGCAGGAUGAAAUAGUAUAAGAUAGGCCAUAGCAGUCACAAGUCACACUUGUGUAAAACAUAACUAACUGAUUUCAAACCCUUCAAAUGUCUAAAAGAUAAAAGUGCAUUGAUGUCAAGCAGCUGCUGGAACUUGUUCCAGUAAUCAGGGGCAAAAUAAUGAAAAGCAGUCUUUUCAAGUUCUGACCUGACUCAAGGAACAUGUAAAGGUAACUGGUUUGAGGAGCUUCUCUGAGUAAUGAAGGAGUACGAAGAGGUGUGGUGAGAAUAUUCCUGUAAGAGUUUCAUAUAUGAAGUCAAAUCGUUUAUGUAAAGAGGGAACCACCCAAGUUUAGAAUGUAAGAUACAAUGAUGAGUGUUAUAAGGGUCAACGGUAACAAAGCUGUCCCCAGUCCUCUUCCUACAAAACAUUGGAGAUAUUUUUUUCCUAUACAAAUAGCCUCUUCUUCUUUUUUUUUUGCCUGACUUGAUCAAGGGAUUAUUAAUAUAAAAGUCUGUUAAUUCUAGUAACUGUGCUGUUUAAAGAAUGUUUUAAAUGUUACACUGCAAGGUGAACAGCAUCAGCAGAGCAAUUGAGCGCUGUCACCUGCACACAAAUGGGCAUAACAGUUUGACAAAGUGAAGACUAUCAUUUAUAUAAAUUGUAAAUAAAACCACACCUAAAAUUAA